Molecule: messenger RNA, 1932 nt
Organism: Alternaria hordeiaustralica
Lineage: Eukaryota; Fungi; Ascomycota; Dothideomycetes; Pleosporales; Pleosporaceae
Exons: 5
Coding region: 1-1932 (643 amino acids)
Biological process (GO): secondary metabolite biosynthetic process
Molecular function (GO): oxidoreductase activity, acting on CH-OH group of donors; flavin adenine dinucleotide binding
Source: RefSeq, a predicted model, not a curated record
AUGCAUCUUCAAAAGCACUCGCUUCUUAGCGUACUUCUGACUGCCUCGCUCGGCCUUCCACACACCCAUGCCGCGCCGAUACUGGACUCACUCGUGAACCCUUUUCUGGACUCAUUAGGUUCGAUACUGAGUGGCAAAGGGCUAGUGCAAGGUUUACUUGGUUCCAUCGAAGGCGCUAUCGGCGUGGAGAAGACGUACGACUACGUUGUCGUAGGUGGUGGCACCGCCGGCAAUGCGAUCGGUGUCCGCCUCGCUGAAGCGGGCUACUCGGUCGCCAUCAUUGAGGCUGGACUUUACUACCAGAUCGGAAAGCCUGUUUUAGGCUCCACACCUGCCGGUGGCAUCGUGGGAAUCGGUGCCAAUCCUCUAGACUCUGAUCCUAUUGUUGAUUGGGUGUUGACCACGGAGCCUCAAGCGGGCGCGGAUAAUAGACGCGUGCACUAUGCGCAGGGAAAAUGCUUGGGUGGCUCUUCUGCGCUCAACUUCCUAAUUCACCAUAGAGGUACUGAGGGCUCAUACCAAACCUGGGCCGACGCUGUGGGCGACGAGAGUUACACGUUCGCCAACUUUGAACCCUACUUCAAGAAGGCUGUCACCUUCACCAAGCCGAACGACGCCAUACGUGGCAACAAUGUGACUACGCAGUACGACGAGAGUGCCUUCCAAACACCGGGAGGACCUAUCCAGAUCGGUUACUCCAACUAUGUCUCUCCAUUCUCGACCUGGAUGGAGAAGGCUCUUCAUGCAGUCGGCUUGAAAAGGACCAGCGAAUUCGAUAGCGGCAAACUCAUGGGAACACACUACACACAAACCUUCAUCGACGCGAAGGAGCAGACCCGCAGUGCAUCGGACGAAUACAUCAAAACAGCGCUCGACAACGACAAGCUCGCCGUGUAUGCAAACACUCAGGCCCAGAAGAUCCUCUUUGAUGGCAACAAGACCGCGACCGGCGUAAGGGUUCAGUCCACGGCCAUUACCUACGACAUCCAUGCUUCCAAGGAGGUCAUCGUUUCCGCAGGCGCCUUCCAUAGUCCCCAGCUACUAAUGGUAUCGGGCGUCGGUCCAAAGGAGACUUUGGAGAAGUUCAACAUCGACGUGGUUGCCGAUCGCCCUGGCGUAGGCCAGAACAUGUGGGAUCACAUUAUGUUCGGACCAGCUUACGAAGUCAGCUUCAACACGCUGGAUAACACCCUCCACAACCCCGUCGCACUUGCCGAUGCCCUGGCCGACUACACCCUGAAAGGCGAAGGCGUGCUUUCUUCCAACGUUGUCGAGUUCCUCGGCUGGGAAAAGCUACCCCAAGAGUUCCGUCAAAACUUCUCUCAGUCCACCGUCGAUGCCUUGAACCAAUUUACCGAUGACUGGCCAGAAGCUGAGCUUAUCAGCGGAAACGGCUACAUCGGCGACUUCUCCCUCCCUGUCCUCCAACAACCCCUAGAUGGCAAGCAGUACGCCACAAUCCUCGGAGGCAUCGUAGCACCCACGUCCCGCGGCAACGUUUCCCUGCAAUCGGCAUCCAUGAGCAGCUCGCCUCUGAUCAACCCCAACUGGCUCACCUCUCCUGCGGACCAAGAACUCGCCGUCGCGCUCUACCGUCGCAUGCGCCAAAUCUGGAACUCGGAAACUAUGCAGCAAGUUGUGAUUGGUGACGAAUACUGGCCAGGCAAGGAGAAGGACAGCGACGAGGAGAUCUUGGCUGUAGUGAGAGACAGUUUGAUGACCAUCUGGCAUGCGUCUUGCACGUGUAAGAUGGGAAAGAAGGAUGAUAACAUGGCGGUGGUGGACACCGAAGCUAAGGUUUAUGGCGUCAAGGGCUUGAGGGUUGUAGAUGCGAGUGCAUUGCCUAUCCUGCCGCCGGGUCACCCCACCAGUACGAUUUAUGCGCUCGCGGAGAAGAUUGCCGCUGGCAUUGUGGAGGCCAAUCGGCGAUAA